Molecule: messenger RNA, 2717 nt
Organism: Neltuma alba
Lineage: Eukaryota; Viridiplantae; Streptophyta; Magnoliopsida; Fabales; Fabaceae
Product: potassium channel AKT2/3
Exons: 11
Coding region: 100-2508 (802 amino acids)
Biological process (GO): potassium ion transport; transmembrane transport
Cellular component (GO): membrane
Molecular function (GO): protein binding; voltage-gated potassium channel activity
Source: RefSeq, a predicted model, not a curated record
UUCCACUCUCUGAGGACCAAUUUUCUCCCAUUUUCUUGCUCUUUCUUUCUUGGGUACUCAUAUUUUCAUUCUGAAAUCCUUUCCCAGAAAUUAAAUAGUAUGGAGAAGGAGGAUUCAGGCUCACACAAUCAUCAUCAGGUAGCUUCCAGCUUGAAUCAGAAUGAGCAGAAACAGCAGAAGGAGUUGGAAGAACAGCCUCAUCUUGAAGAAGAUUAUGAAUCUCCAACUUUCAAUCUGCAGAAUGUUUCAAAAGUGAUCCUUCCUCCAUUGGGUGCUUCAAGUUAUAAUCAGAAUCCAACUAACUCAAAAGGAUGGAUCAUAUCUCCAAUGGAUAGAAGAUACAGGUGUUGGGAGAGUUUAAUGGUGGUGCUGGUGGCAUACUCAGCAUGGGUGUAUCCCUUUGAAAUAGGGUUUCUGAUGUCAUCUCCAAAGCACAAAUUGUUCAUUGUGGAUAAUGUGGUUGAUCUCUUCUUUGCAGUUGACAUUGUUCUCACUUUCUUCCUUGCUUACAUUGAUCGUUCUACCCAGCUCCUUGUUCGAGACCCCAAAAAAAUUGCCCACAGGUACUUAUCAACAUGGUUCAUAAUGGACGUGGCAUCAACCAUACCAUAUGAGGCAUUGGGUUAUUUGAUCACAGGCAAACGCAAAGUGGCUCUUCCUUUCUUCCUUUUGGGUGUCCUUAGACUCUGGAGGCUUCGACGAGUCAAGCAAUACUUCACCAGGCUUGAGAAAGACAUCAGGUUCAACUAUUUUUUUAUCAGAUGCCUUAGACUUCUUUGUGUAACAUAUUUUAUAGCACACUGUGGUGGGUGUCUGUACUACCUACUAGCAGACGUGCAUUCAAAUUUAGGGAGGACAUGGAUUGGAACAGUAAAUCCCAAUUUCAAAGAGACAAGCAUUUGGAGAAGAUACAUAUCAGCCAUGUACUGGUCCCUCACCACCAUGACUACUGUAGGCUAUGGUGACUUCCAUGCUGUGAAUCCCAUAGAGAUGGCCUUCACCAUCUGCUAUAUGCUCUUCAAUCUUGGCCUCACUGCUUACUUGAUUGGCAACAUGACCAAUCUUGUGGUCCAAGGAACCGGUCGUACCAUGGAAUUCAGAAACAACAUUGAAGAAGCAUCAAAUUUUGCGCGCAGAAAUGGAGUAUCUGCGAGGCUGAAAGAGCAAAUCAUUUCUUAUAUGUUUUUAAGAUACAAGGCAGAGAGUAUGAACCAUCAUCAGCUUAUGGAACAACUGCCAAAAUCAAUACGCAAAAGCAUUUGUCAACACUUGUUCCUUCCAGCUGCAGAAAAAGUUUAUCUUUUCCAAGGUGUCUCAAGAGACAUCUUGUUGUCCUUGGCUGCAAAAAUGAAGGCUGAGUAUAUACCUCCAAAAGAAGAUGUGAUCAUGCAAGGUGAAUCAGCAGAGGAUGUUUACAUAAUCGUGUCUGGAGAAGUGGGGAUCAUUGAUUAUGUAAUGAACAAAGAGAAUAUUAUAGGGAUUUUACAAAGAUGGGACAUGUUUGGAGAAGUUGGGGCACUUUGUUGGAAGCCUCAGAGCUUUACUUACAGAACCAGGACUCUCACACAGCUCCUGAGGCUCAAAACCAGUGAUUUUACAGAGACAAUGCAGACUAGAAAAGAAGACAAUAGAAAAAUACUGGAAAAUUUCCUUCGGCAUUUGAAGAAGCUACACGAUAUAAGUUCUAGAGAAUUGCUGAUUGAUUUGAGCAGAGAAGAGGAUCCGAAUACGGCUGUGAACUUGUUACAUGUGGCCUCAACUGGCAAUGCUGCUUUUCUUGAAGAGCUUUUGAAGGCUGGCUUGGAUUCUGGUGUUACAGACUCCAAAGGCAGAACCCCAUUGCACAUAGCAGCAUUAAAUGGACACGAAGAGUGUGUAAAAGUGUUACUUAACCAUGCAUGCAAUAUACAUGCAAAAGACAUAAAUGGCAACACUGCAUUGUGGGACGCCAUAGCUUCAAAGCGUCACUCAAUAUUCAGAAUCCUGUACCAGCUUGCUGUGCUCUCGGAUCCACACACAGCAGGUGAUCUUCUUUGUAAAGCAGCAAAGAGAAAUGACCUAACAGUGAUGAGUGAGCUUUUAAAACAAGGCUUGAACAUAGAGUCCAAAGAUCACCAUGGUUCAACGCCAAUGCAAGUUGCCUUGCAAGAGAAUCAUUUGGAAAUGAUUCAAUUGCUUUUCAUGAAUGGCUCAGAUGUUGUUUCUGCUCUCAAUGAUAAACAUGAAGGAGGGCAAGACAAUAUUUUGGGAACAUAUAAUAAUAACAAUAGGCAAAUCCCUUCAAGAGUUAGCAUAUUUAGAGGCAAUCCUAUAUUGAGAAGACAACAAGGUUGCAUUGAACCUGGCAAGAUGAUAAAGUUCCCUCAGUCAAUAGAGGAGCUUAAGAGCAUUGCAGGUGAAAGAUUUGGGUUCGAUGCAAAAGAUGCGAUGGUGACUGAUGAAGGAGGAGCAGAACUAGAAUCUAUUGAUUUGAUCAGAGAUAAUGAUAAGCUUUUUAUUGUUGAAUAGUCAUAGCAUUGUAUGUAGUGUAAACUAGGAAACGCCACAUGUUUGAGGAAUGUUCAGGGAUUUCCCUAUCUACUUCCAAACACAACUGUAAAUAUAUCAUAUUUUGGUGUUUUGUUAAUUUGCAUAGCUGGAUUAAAAAAAAAAUCUCAUGUCAAAUACAAUUUAUUGUAACUGUAAUUAAUUUAUUGUUGCUCUUGUUUAUCUUUUAA